Messenger RNA from Penicillium coprophilum, 4716 nucleotides. RefSeq lists its product as uncharacterized. The transcript is spliced from 18 exons. Lineage: Eukaryota; Fungi; Ascomycota; Eurotiomycetes; Eurotiales; Aspergillaceae. The record is from RefSeq and is a predicted model, not a curated record. Gene Ontology annotation, cellular component: cytoplasm; mitochondrial matrix. Gene Ontology annotation, biological process: mismatch repair; cellular response to heat. The coding region runs from base 1 to 4716 and encodes 1571 amino acids. Gene Ontology annotation, molecular function: mismatched DNA binding; ATP binding; ATP hydrolysis activity.
AUGGAUAUGAGCGGAGAGGAGGAGAAAUCAGCACUCGAGCAGUAUGGUGUUGAGCUCACCGAAAAAGCUAAAGCUGGCAAGCUGGAUCCAGUCAUUGGACGAGACGCCGAGAUUCACCGAACUAUUCAAAUUCUGUCUCGGCGAACUAAGAAUAAUCCCGUGCUGAUCGGUUCUGCUGGAACUGGUAAGACCGCCGUUCUCGAAGGGCUGGCUCAGCGCAUUGUACAAGGAGAUGUCCCGGAGAGCAUCAAAAACAAAAGAGUUGUUUCGUUGGAUCUGGGCUCUUUAAUUGCGGGAGCCAAGUUCCGCGGCGACUUUGAAGAGCGUCUGAAAGCCGUCCUGAAGGAAGUGGAGGAUGCGAAAGGCGGUGUUAUCCUCUUCAUUGACGAGCUUCAUACCUUGCUGGGACUGGGUAAGGCUGAGGGCAGUAUUGAUGCUAGCAAUCUGCUCAAACCUGCUCUAUCCCGAGGCGAGCUCCAAUGCUGUGGUGCGACCACUCUCAACGAAUAUCGAUUGAUUGAAAAGGAUGUAGCUCUUGCCCGACGGUUCCAGCCUAUUUUGAACAAAUACGAAGUGCACCAUGGUGUCAGAAUCACGGAUGGUGCUUUAGUAGCAGCAGCUACUUACAGUAAUCGUUAUAUCACUGAUCGUUUUCUGCCCGAUAAAGCGAUUGAUCUUGUCGACGAAGCUGCCUCGGCUCUCCGCUUGCAGCAGGAGUCAAAGCCCGACUCGAUUCGGGAACUCGAGCGUGAUAUCACUACCAUCCAAAUUGAGCUUGAGUCUCUUCGCAAGGAAACCGAUGUUGCUAGCCGCGAACGUCGAGAGAAACUUCAAGAAGACCUGAAAACCAAGCAAACGGAGACCGAUAAAUUGACUGAAGCCUGGGAAAAGGAAAAGGCCGAAAUCGAUACCAUCAAACGCACCAAGGAGGAGUUGGAACAUGCUCGGUUUGAACUUGACCAAGCCCAACGCGAAGGAAACUUUGCCAAGGCCGGAGAGUUGAGAUACUCCACUAUCCCAGAACUCGAAGCCAAGCUACCCAAAGAAGGCGCUGAGCAGGAUCCUCAAAAUCAAACGUUGAUUCAUGACUCAGUUACUGCGGAUGACAUUGGCAACGUCGUUUCUCGGACUACAGGCAUCCCCGUUAACAAGCUCAUGGCUGGAGAUGUGGAGAAGCUGAUUCACAUGGAGGAUACCCUCCGGAAGUCAGUCCGUGGACAAGACGAAGCGCUCUCUGCUGUGGCAAACGCUGUGCGGAUGCAGAGAGCUGGUCUCAGCGGAGAAAAUCGCCCUAUGGCCUCUUUCAUGUUCCUUGGUCCCACUGGUGUUGGUAAGACUGAGCUCUGCAAGAAAAUGGCAGAGUUCCUCUUUUCCACCGAAACCGCCGUUUUAAGGUUUGAUAUGAGUGAGUUCCAGGAGAAGCACACAAUCAGUCGACUCAUCGGUUCUCCUGCCGGGUAUGUCGGGUAUGAUGAUGCUGGUCAGCUCACCGAGGCUGUCAGACGGAAGCCUUACGCUGUUCUGUUAUUUGAUGAAUUCGAGAAGGCGCAUCGUGAUAUCUCAGCGCUACUGCUACAGGUCCUUGACGAGGGUUUCCUGACAGACGCACAAGGCCACAAAGUCGAUUUCCGAAACACUCUAAUUGUGUUGACCUCGAACCUCGGAGCUAGUAUCCUGGUCGGAGCGGACCCUCUGUACCCAAUUAAUGACUCUGAUAAUUCCGAGGUCUCAGAAAAGAUGAGGACGGCCGUUAUGGAUGUGGUUCAGAGCGCGUACCCACCCGAGUUCAUGAACCGAAUUGAUGAAUUCAUCAUCUUCAAGCGCCUGUCUAAGGAUGCUCUACGAGACAUCGUGGACAUCAGACUCCGAGAGCUCCAGGGCAGACUCGAUGACCGUCGUAUGACCCUGCGGGUUGACGAUGAGACCAAGGAAUGGCUGUGUGAGAGAGGUUACGACCCAAGAUUUGGUGCCCGGCCUUUGAACCGUCUCAUUGCUAAGGAAAUUGGAAACCGCUUGGCUGACAAGAUCAUCCGAGGCGAAGUUGUCUCUGGUCAAACUAUCCAAGUAUCUCUCGACGAGAAUAAGUCUGGCCUGGUGUUGCGCACUCCGUUCCCUACAGACAGUAAGAUCGAAACAGAUCGGUCGGUGAGGGCUACUGAUGAUGACUUCGAUGACCAUGUCAUUGCUGCCAUCGACAUGAAGGACCAUGGAACUGUAGGAUGCUCAUACUAUUCAGCCGAAGAAGAAAAGUUGUAUCUUCUCGGUGACUCACGCUCGGGAGAUAUAGAGACCAUUGACGCUUUGCUUCUCCAAAUCAAACCUACAGUGGUUUUGACACCUCCUCGUGUCGAUUUUAGCUCGCAGAAUCAAGAUCAAAAUCUUGCACAAGAAGAUGUUUCUUCUGCCUAUCUUCCUUACCAGAUAGACGUUCGCCCAACGCCGGAAUUCAGCUACUCCAAUGCGGAAAGCAAACUUCUCGCCUUAGAAAUUUCAUCUACGCACGAACAGCGCAUCCGGUUUUUCGUUCCUCAAAAUGGCCUGGCCGGACCGGAAGAAGUGGAUCCAGAAGAGAUGGGCUUCACACUCCAAGAAGGAAGACUGUUGCAUAUCUCAAGCUACGUCGACAUGGAGAACCCCGUGACUAUUGGGUGCGCAGGAGCCGUCCUCACCUAUCUACAAAGACGAAGAGCUGCGGCGCCUAGCUCCUUCGAAAAUGGAAAUGAGUAUCAGAUUCGAGCACUGCAAAUGUUCAAUCUGCGGAAUACGAUGUGGAUCAGCAGCAACACCUUCACCUCUCUCCAGAUUAUCCAGUCGGAGUCACACCCCAAUAUGUUCAACCAAGGCCCGGGGAAAAAGUCAGGUUCAGGCAAAGAAGGUCUUUCGGUCUAUGGACUCUUCCAGCACUUUUCAUACACCCCUCAGGGUAGGGCUAGACUCAAGCAAACCUUUUUCCGUCCAAGCGUAGACCUGGACACGAUUCGUGAACGGCAUGACUUUAUAGGAGUCUUUUCCCGCCCUGACAAUCUUGCCGCAUUGGACAAGAUGACGAAAGCGUUGAAACACGUUAAAAACCUCAGACCUGUUAUGGUCAAUCUUCGCAAGGGAAUUAGUACUGGCAGUGCUAAAAUCACCGGGUUCAAAACUACGGUUUGGGCUAGCCUUCUUGCUUUUGCGUUCUACACUAUCGACAUCAGUGAUGCACUGCGAGAGGUCUCAGGCGCGCAUAUCCUGACUCUCCGAACUAAGGCUCUCAGAGUUUUCGAGGCAGCACAGCUGUACCGAGUUGGUCGUAUGAUUCAAGAGAUUGUCGACAUCGAUAACUCCGAAGAACAAGGAAGAACAGUGGUCAAACAAGGCAUCGAUCGAGAGCUUGACAAAGUCAAGGACAGAUAUGAUGGUCUCAGCAGCCUACUCAAGCACGUCGCCCUCGACAUUGCCGGGACAAUCCCGGCGACCCUCGAAGUCGACGUCAAUGUCAUCUACUUCCCUCAGCUUGGGUUCAAUAUCGCCAUUCCACUGAAUGAUUAUGGCGCCGCGGCAUAUACUGGCUCCGACGAUGAAUGGGAAUUGAUGUUCAUCACAGAGAAUCGGGCGUAUUUCAAAGACUUCCGUAUGAGAGAGAUGGACGAGAAGCUAGGGGAUAUAUACGGUAUCAUUUGCGAGAAAGAAAUCGAAAUUGUAUAUAACUUAGCGCAGAGGGUCCUACGAUAUGAGAAUAUGCUCGUCGAUGCUUCUGAUAUUUGUGGAGAUAUUGAUAGUCUUCUUGCACUCACACAGGCAGCCAGCUUCUAUAAGCUGACCAGACCACGGAUGGUUGAACAAAAUGUGAUCAGAAUCAAAGGUGGCCGGCAUAUUCUUCAAGAAUUGACUGUUUCGUCCUAUGUGCCAAAUGACACAUUGCUUGUUGGUGGGGCGGAGUCCGAGACCAACGAAGCUGCUUCCUCCAUGGAUCAAAAUCCCAGCAUGUUGCUCUUGACUGGGCCGAACUACUCAGGUAAAAGUGUCUACAUCAAGCAGGUUGCUCUGAUCGUCUACUUAGCACAGAUUGGAAGCUUUGUCCCUGCAGACAGCGCAGAGUUGGGAGUCACUGAUAGAAUCUUGACUAAAAUUAAUACACAAGAGAGUGUCUCCAAGAUCCAAAGCACAUUCAUGAAUGAUUUGCAGCAGAUUUCUCUCUGCCUGAAACAAGUCACAAAUCGAAGCCUAGUCAUCAUCGAUGAGUUUGGGAAGGGAACAAACGAAAGCGACGGCAUCGGACUUGCCUGUGGCAUAUUCGACUAUCUGCUGUGCCUCGAAAGCCCCGCUAAAGUCAUUGCAGCAACCCAUUUCCAUGAGAUUUUCGAGAACAACUUCCUCGCUUUGCGGCCUCAUCUUCAUCUUGGCCAUAUGGAAGUUCAAGUGUGCGAGGAAACCCAGGAAUUCGAGGAUCAGAUCACAUAUCUUUAUAACUUUCGUCCGGGGCGAAGUAACAAGAGCUUUGGUACCAUCUGUGCGGCAAUUAAUGGUAUCGACCCAGCUGUUAUAUCUCGCGCAAACGAGAUUGCGUCUCUUUCAGCGCGAGGAGAGAAUAUUGUCGCGGCCUGUGCAAUUUUAUCUUCAGGGGAAAUGCAAGACCUGGAAGAAGCAAACUCCCUGGCGAGAGGUUUCCUGGAGGCGGAUUUCUCACAAGGUAGCUCAGACCAUGUCAGGGCAGUCUUCGAAGGCUUGUUCAAGUGA